CUUGGGCAAAUAAGUGAACAAACUCCAGCUGCUAUUUGUGAGCAGAGACGGAGUCACAGAGCAGUGAGAGAGGUAGGCAGAACCCGGGGAAGAAAGAAAUUGUGGAGAGAGACCAGGGAGACACGGCGAAGAGAGACUGAGGUGGGGAGAGACCAAGGAGACGCACAGGCACACAACAACUGCUAGAGGCAAGAACUGAUCCUGUUCUGGGACACAAGGGACCCUCGGUCUUUUCAGGGACGCAGGAUUAACGCCUAAACCUAAACACAUACGCUCUUCCUGAAGCUUCAUUUGCUGGACUUACUUUCUGUUUCCAUCAUGGGAUCCAAAGUACAUCUCCUGAUUCUGGGGUUUCACCUGUCACUGCUGCAGAUGGCUGUGGGUUCGAGCAGCUGCCCUUUUGGUCAAGAACGAUUCCAAGGAAAAUGCAAAGAUGUUAACGAGUGCAUUCAGUACCCCGGCAUUUGUGGAAUGAAUGCAAGCUGUUCCAAUACUGAGGGCAACUACUACUGCAAAUGUGAUGAUGGGUUUGUGUCUACAUCCAAAACUGACACCUUCACCGCUGUCAGUGGCUUCUGCAUCGACAGAAACGAGUGUCUGGAUGUCAUAGGUAUCUGUGGCCCCAAUGCCAAAUGCCAAAACACAAUAGGGUCCUACUACUGCUCCUGCCUUGAUGGUUACAGCCUGAAAGUAGACCAGAACAUAUACUGCACUGAUAUAAACGAGUGUCUCGUUGAUUCAUCCAUCUGUGGGAAGCUGGGAAUGUGCCGCAAUGAGGAUGGAGGCUACAGGUGCCAGUGCAACAAUGGUACCAGCAACUUUGGGGACAAGCGGGCCCAUUGUGUAGAGUUAAAGUGUGAGUCGUACGAAACUGCUGAGGCACAUCAACAGACCCUGCUGGGCCUUGACAGUGUCUUGUCGCUUAUGAGGAACAGCUGUUUGGAGCUGAGCCAGAUGACUGGAGGAGGAGGACAGAUGAAUGGAGAGAUAUUGUUAGGGAGAGUGUUGAAUGCUAGCGAUACCGUCCUGUCCAGCGAUACCCUGCAGCACAAAGGCCACGUGAGCAAGCUACUGAGCUCCAUGGAGAACAUCCUCAGGCUUAUUGGACCACAGCUGAGAGGGAAUCACACCAGGCUGGAGACCCACCAUACAGAGGCGGAUGUCUGGGUGCGGAGGGAGAGAAGCCCACCUCAGGGGCCCGUCCACCUCUCCACUGAGCAUGUGCAGCUGAGCACCACGUGGGAGAACGCUCUGGGUGCCUCCACAUACCCAGGAUUUGCUGUUGUCUCCAUGGUGACCUACAAGAACUUGGAGUCCUCUACAAAUGUCUCCGUCCAUGGAAUGGGCCACGCAGAUGACAAAAUGCAUUUGCUGAUCAAUUCUAAAGUGGUCACAGUUUAUACAAGUAACCCAAACAGCAGUCACCUUUCCACACCUGUAAAUUUCACCUUUUCUCAUCUGAAGAGCAGGGAGGCCGAACAAGUGUGUGUGUACUGGGAUUCAGGCAGCAGUGGUGGGGCCUGGUCACCACAGGGAUGUGUCAUGGUGGACUCCAACAGCACACACACCAUUUGCUCCUGCAGCCAUCUCAGCAGCUUUGCUGUGCUCAUGGCGCUCUAUGAGAUCAAGGGCACCUUCCAGCUGCAGGUCAUCACAUGGGUGGGGCUGUCCCUGUCCCUAGUGUGUCUCUUCCUCUGCAUCGUCACCUUCUCCUGCUGCCGCUCCAUCCAGGGGACCCGGAAUACCAUCCAUCUUCACUUGUGCAUCAGCCUUUUCAUUGCAGACCUCAUCUUCCUCAUUGGGAUCUCCAGCACUCAUAACAGGCUUGCCUGUGCCUUCGUAGCGGGGCUCCUCCACCUAUUCUUCCUAUCUGCCUUCUGCUGGAUGUGUCUGGAGGGCAUUCAGUUGUACCGGAUGGUGGUGCUGGUCUUCAACACCACCCUGAGAUUUGUCUACAUGCUGGCAGUUGGUUAUGGGCUGCCUCUGCUCAUUGUGGCCAUAUCAGCCAUUGCCUACUCAGAGGGAUAUGGGACGCAACACAACUGUUGGCUGAGCCUUGAACGAGGAUUCAUCUGGAGCUUCCUGGGUCCUGUGUGUGUCAUCAUCAUUGUCAAUGUCAUCUUCUUCAUCAUCACUCUGUUCAAGCUUGCACAGAAGUUCUCCAGUCUAAACCCGGACCUGUCCAAACUACGCAAGAUCAAGACUUUCACCAUCACUGCCAUUGCCCAGCUCUGUGUCCUGGGCACCAUGUGGAUCUUCGGCUAUUUCCAGUUUGAGGAGAGCUCACAGAUCAUGUCCUACCUCUUCACCAUGCUCAACAGCCUGCAGGGUGUGCUGAUCUUUAUCAUGCACUGCCUGCUCUCCAAACAGGUGAGGGAGGAGUAUGCCCGCUUCCUGUUCUGCAUCCCCAUGAAGAAGAAGAGGAAAGACAAGUACUCAGAGAGUAGCAGCUCUCAGGCCUUACGGAUGACACAGAGCACGGGGGAGUCGCAGGCCUGAGAUCGCAAAACCUCACACCAGAAAGUAUUUUUAUUUCUGCUGGACACUGUGACCCUGUAUCAUUCCCAUUUGGACCACCAAAGGAACCGUCAUGUACCUCCCAAAGUGGAUCACACCUGCUCUGCCUUUAACCGCACCCCUUUAUCGGGUCACAGACAGUCAACCCAUCACUAUGCAAGUAUAAGAAGUCUAUUUAUAAAUGAAGAUAAAGCUCCAUAAAUAUCUUCACACAUCCAUCUUUCCACCACUUCUGGCCAAGGUCAUGGGGGAGCUGCAACCUGGCCCUGGCAGUGCAUGGCGGACGGCUGGGGCACAUUGCAGACGGGAUGCAAGACGUGUGUGAUUGCCUCUCUCCCUUCACUCUGACACAAAGCUAAUAGCCACAAUUUUCUUAUACCUGCCCAGAGGGGAGAAUGGGCCGGGCUUUCAUCAUGAAGACUGUCGCUUUGCAUGGGAGGAGGGGUGUUCUGACACCAAAACAUUAGCUACCAAAGGCUGUACUAUAUAUCAACUUUAUUUAUUGUACUUUUCUGUAAACAUUGUUCUUUUACAUGAAUAGUCUAUGAAAAGGUCUUACAUGACCACUGCCCCAAUUUUCCACAGAGUGUAGCCUUGAAGACACAUUCAGGUUUAAAUAGAGCAACUCGAUAUAAUGAAUAACUGCAUGAUAUUCUUGAAGCCAAUCCAGGAAUCACAGGAGGGGACAGUUUUUGUUUGUAUAUAUGAAUAUAUUGCAGAUUAUAUAUGUUGGGACAGUUUCAGAGGAAGAAUAUUAAAGCAGAUUUGUUUAUGGUUCUUGAUCCGUAGUUCAUAAGAAUCAGUUGAUAAGUAGCUCUGCAUCUCUAUUUUCUGUUACGUACAUUUUAUAUUUCCUCAAAAAAUGUGAAAAGGUAUUGUACUUUAGGUUUAUUUUUGCAAAAUUUUAUUAAAUAUUUCUGUCUUAAA
Brienomyrus brachyistius is the source of this 3444-nucleotide messenger RNA. RefSeq names its product adhesion G protein-coupled receptor E1-like. Gene Ontology annotation, biological process: cell surface receptor signaling pathway; adenylate cyclase-activating G protein-coupled receptor signaling pathway. The coding region runs from base 319 to 2499 and encodes 726 amino acids. The transcript is spliced from 17 exons. The record is from RefSeq and is a predicted model, not a curated record. NCBI's taxonomy places the organism in Eukaryota, Metazoa, Chordata, Actinopteri, Osteoglossiformes, Mormyridae. Gene Ontology annotation, cellular component: membrane. Gene Ontology annotation, molecular function: calcium ion binding; G protein-coupled receptor activity.